AUGCAAAUUCGUUUCUUGCAAUCAUUUAAUUCUUUGAAAAGGAUUGGGUGUUGGAGGGACAGUAGUGGUACCUCAAGUAGUCAAGCGAUACCUUCCACAUCAUCAAUUCUCUCCGACGAACAACAACAAUACAAGGGAAAGAUAAUGAAUGAAAAUGAAAUCAAAGAGGAUCGCAAACGUUUCGCAGAAUUAUUUCGAUGUUCCAAAUUUGUACAGCUUGGUGAUUUUGAAGGACGAAUAGUUAUAGGUGAAAUUGUGCGCCGAAUCGCUGAUGAUUUAUACAUCGAUAUAGGACUAAAAUUCAACACCGUAUGUAAAGCACCGGUGAUGAAAAAUGAAAGUUACAAAAUAGGAGCAAAAGUUCUUCUUCGCUUGCAUGAUCCCGAACUUUCUGAGUUAUUUUUGGGUUCUACAAAAGAGUUAACGCUAUUAGAAGCAGAUGCAACUCUUCUGGGUCUGUAUCGCCCACGUUCGGAUGAAUCGAUAAAAACUUCUUUCCUUGAAACCAUGGAAAAAGAAGUGACGAAAAUUGGGACUUCGGCGUCGAAAGCUAAUACUGGUGAAUCGUAA
Molecule: messenger RNA, 570 nt
Organism: Brugia pahangi
Lineage: Eukaryota; Metazoa; Nematoda; Chromadorea; Rhabditida; Onchocercidae
Source: the annotation of a GenBank genome assembly